Messenger RNA from Plasmodium vinckei vinckei, 1098 nucleotides. RefSeq names its product serine/threonine protein kinase, putative. Lineage: Eukaryota; Apicomplexa; Aconoidasida; Haemosporida; Plasmodiidae. Bases 1 to 1098 code for a protein of 365 amino acids. Gene Ontology annotation, cellular component: spindle midzone; chromosome passenger complex; spindle pole centrosome. The record is from RefSeq and is a predicted model, not a curated record. Gene Ontology annotation, molecular function: ATP binding; protein kinase activity. Gene Ontology annotation, biological process: protein phosphorylation; regulation of cytokinesis; mitotic spindle organization. The transcript has a single exon.
AUGCACCUGGGUAAUGUCAAAAAUGUGGAGGAUUUGUUCUUAAGUAAAGGAGAAUACAAACAAGUAUUCCUUUGCUUAAAGAGAAAUGAAAAUACUGAGUCAAUACAAAUAGAUAUAAGUUGUGAUAGUAAUAUUUAUAAUAUCUUACAAUUAUGUCGAGAAAAAUAUGGAAUUCACGGUGAUUAUUUAAUAGAUAGUUGUGGGAAUAUUGUAGAAAAUAUUAAAGACAUAAUAGAUGGUGAUACAUUAUAUUUAAAAGAUAGUAAAGAUAAAUUCCAUUUUUUAAAUCAAAUAAAAUCAAAUAAUUUAAUAGUAAAUGAUUAUAUAGUAGAAAAAAAAAUAGGAUCAGGGGGAUUUGGUAUCGUAUUUCAAGGUAUACAUAUACAAACUAAACAAAAAGUUGCAUUAAAAUUUAUACCUAAAAGUAAUUUUUUAGAUGUUACAGAUGUACAUAGAGUAUUUAUAGAAAUACAAACAUUAAGAGGUUUAAUACAUAAAAAUAUAAUUAAAAUGUAUGACGUUAAUCAUUUUCAAAAUUAUGUUUGUCUAAUUAUGGAAUAUGCUGUUAAUAGUGAUUUAAAAAAAUAUAUAUUAAAAAAUAAUGGAUAUUUAUCUGAAAAAGAAACCUAUUUAUUAUUUUUGCAAAUAGUUAAAGGGGUAUAUUAUUGUCAUUCUAAGCAUAUUGUACAUAGAGAUUUAAAAUUAGAAAAUAUUUUACUUGAUGAAAAUAUGACAUGUAAAAUUGCAGAUUUUGGAUUAUCUGAUUUUGUUAAUAUUGAUCAAAAUAUUAAAACAGAAGCUGGAACAAAAUUAUAUAUUGCACCUGAAAUUAUUUUUAAUCAAACUACUAAUUAUUCUGUAUUUAAAUUAGAUAUUUGGAGUUUAGGAAUAUUAUUAUUUAUUAUGACUCAAGGUUACCCUCCAUUUGUUGAUGUUGGUAAAGAUAUCAAAUAUUUUGAGCAAGCCACUCUUAAAUAUUCAAAUGAUAUUUCCGACGACCUAAAGGAUCUCAUAUCUCUAAUGCUAAAUGUCGACCCAAAUAAGCGACCCAUAAUUGUAGAAAUUUUAAACCAUAGAUGGUUCUAUCGAUAUUCAUAA